This is a messenger RNA of Hyla sarda, 7756 nucleotides long. RefSeq names its product SET domain containing 2, histone lysine methyltransferase (gene SETD2). The record is from RefSeq and is a predicted model, not a curated record. Gene Ontology annotation, biological process: regulation of DNA-templated transcription. Lineage: Eukaryota; Metazoa; Chordata; Amphibia; Anura; Hylidae. Gene Ontology annotation, cellular component: chromosome; nucleus. Gene Ontology annotation, molecular function: histone H3K36 methyltransferase activity; protein binding.
UUAGGGGUACAUGGUGGUAUCGCCCGUCUGAAGGAGUCUCUGUCUCUGCUGUCGCCCCCUCCUCUCCGCAGGCUGGAUGCCUUACUCCACCGCUGACAAUGGGGGAUUUCUAUGAUCCAGAACACCCGACUGAGACGGAAAAAGAUGAUGAGACAGAACAGGAGGAAUCGCAGAGGCCUCCUGACCCACAAGAAGAAGAGAAUGAGGCCAAGAAUGACGGCUUAUUGAAAGCAAUUGGCAAGUCAGCAAAUGCCUUUAAGGGUAUUUCCUCCAGUAGAUUUCUACCUAAAGGAACCAAAUCCAAGGUGAACCUGGAAGAACAGGGGAGGCAGAAGGUCUCUUUCAGCUUCACAAAGAAAACCCUGCAGAACAGAUUACUGACGUCUUUAGCCAACGACAAGCAGAAUGAGUCGCAGAGUAAUCCGCCGCCGCUUAGCUCCGCAGAGCAGAUAUCAAAGCUUAAGAUGGAGUUUGGCGAAUCUACUGGUGGAGUCACAGACAUUUUCCCGCCAAAGCCCAAGGUGGAGCUGGGAAAAAUCCAUUUCAAGAAGCAUCUUCUUAGUGUUACAAGCAAGCUACCAGCCCCCCCACCACCACCACCCCCUCCACCCCCUCCUAUAUCCACUCCCAUAUCCCCCUUACCAUCACUUCAGGAGGCUCAGUUAGAAACCAUAAAGUCUUCUCCAGAGGUUGGAACGCCUCCGUCUUCAGCCAACACCUCUUUUGAAAAGUCACCAGUAAAGGAACCAACGAGCACCAAGUCCUCAAAAGAACUUUUGUCGCCGCCACCAUUAGCCACUGCUGUCACGAGCAAAACUGGCUUCAAGGACAUUAAAGAGUGCCCUAUCGUUUCUAUUAUAGAAAGCCCAGGCACUCAGACGGUCGCCGACAAAACAGAGGUGACUGCGUCAAAAGAUUAUUCCCAUAUUGGGAGAGAAGAUAAGACUGCAACUAAUACACAAAGCAUCAAAUCCAAUCCUAGUCCAGAAAAACCCAGGUCAAAGUCAUCUCACUCAGAGACUGCGGUGGUCGGUUCAGAGUCUGAUGAAGAUUCCGUACAGACCUCCUCCAGCCACCGAUCCCAUGAGAUAAAGUGUGCUUCAAGUAAAGAAAGAGACUUAAAACGAAGCUCUAUGUCUUUGAGGAGCGAGGACGGUGGGAAAUAUUUAUCUUCAAGAUCGAGGCCAGAAAAGGAUCAAAAACAUUCAAGUUAUUCCCGGUCAGAUCGAGAUUCCAAAUACUCCUCCUAUUCCCAUUCUAAGUCAGACCGCGACAGGAGAAGAAGCAGGUCCCGUUCUAGAUCACGAUCCAGGUCUAGAUCUGAAAGAGGUCCAAGAAGUAGCUCAUCGUAUGCUAGAUCUGAACGGUCACAUCAUUAUGAGUCAGAAAGAAGAUAUCAUAGAAGUUCUCCAUAUAGAACCAAAUAUUCACGCUCCUAUGCAGACAGUAGAGCGAGGGACAGUUCUGACUCAGAAGAGGAUUAUCGGAGAACGUAUUCCAGGUCGGGCGAUUCCCGGCGUCCUUCAUCAUCGUCCUCUUAUUCCUACAGGGAAACGAGGAUGACGUCCUCUUCACAUUCAAAGUACGACAAAGAUCCCAAAUUUGAUUCUUCUUAUGAUCCUGAUCGCAGGGGAAGAACGUCCUCCACCAGAGCCUGGAAAGAUGUAAGGUCUCCUGACAGGGAAUCUUAUAGGAAAAGUUCUCCUUCAAAAGAUGCAGACGUUAAACAUGGGUCUUCACACUCGCGGGGAAACAGUGGAGCAAGUUCUAGUGCAAAAUCUAAUUUCCCCAAAUUAUCUGAUUCCAAAACGGAGUCUGGGAGCUCAGGAAGAAAAAGUUCUAAGUGGGACCUGGAGGAAAGGCCGGCACAAAGAGAGGAGCGCAAAAUGGGCAAAAAAGAAGAAAGUGCGUCAUUGGAUGUACCAGUCCACAAAAGGAGCAGCACUACAGACAAGCGGGCCGCUUCUCCCCUUCACUUUAAGCAGGAGGCGACAUCCUCCAUCGAGAACGAAAUGGAAAUUAGUUACGAUUCUAACUCUGAAGACGCUGAACAUGUUGUCGAUGACCUUCGUAGUGACAGUCCUGCUCAGUCCAAUGAUGAUGAUUUCUCCCAUGGUCAUACGUGGCAUUUUGUUACCCUCAGUUCUACAGAUAAUAGUCACUUAGAGGAGUCGCAUGAAUUUCCAAGCUCGGAAAACGGUCAUUCAGAUGUCCCUGAAGUGGCCAAUGAUACGGUUACAGACAAUGAAAGUGAAUUGCACAGCAGAGCUGAAGAGGAUCGUACAGAAUGUCUACGUCAGAGACUGGUCCCAACCAAUGAACAAUAUAGGAAAACCCCUUCCAGUGAAACUCUGGACCCUGAUGAUGCUGAGGAUGCAGAUUCCAUGUCGAAAUUCAAUGUUCAGGAAAACAUUACCAAAGAUGUCAGUCCUUUUCCCUAUUCAGAGGAAAUGGACUUUAAACCGGACCCUGGAGAAGAUUCCCAUCAUUCCUCUGGGUUAAAUCAAAUAAGUGACAAUCAAAUUUUUGGGACAGAUGUUCAGUCUGAGCCUCAAAUAACAAUUCUGGUGUCAGAAAAGCCAAGUACAGCCACGAGCGUCUCUUUUGAGCAGCACUUACCUCGUGAAACUAUGUCCCCUGAAAUCUGUCAUUUAGAGAACACAGACCGCACCCCACCACAUAGAGAGUCAAGUCCUGUAGAGACUAUAGAAAGUGAUGACACAGGUGAUGAAGACGACCACCAAUGUGACGCCAAUGAUGUGACUGUAGACAGGCUACAAGAAGACGCGCCACCUUCUCUACAACUUUCCAAUGAUGCAAAUUCUUUACAGAAACAAAGUUCUUCAGCCAUUAAUGAGCAGGAAGAAUCCUCUGCUGAAGAAAUCCAAACGGAAAAGGACGAUUCUUGUGAGGAGGAACCGUACAAACCUGAGAUUAUCCCCAUCGAAGCUGAAGAGGAGACGUCUGUAAAUGAUGGAUCCCAGGUCUCCUCUGAUAGCGUGAAGCCUUCUGUCAACUUCAUCAGUGCAGUCCAAGCGUAUUUUUCCGAUAGCGAAGAAAGUGAGAGCGCUGAGAGUGAAUCGGAUGACACUGACUCAGAUGACAGCGGUCUACCCAGGAACCGCUUACAGUCAGUCGUGGUGGUUCCCAAAACCUCCACAUUAACCAUGGAAGAAGCUAAAAUGUCUCCAGUGACUCAAGAAGAAAGUGAUAUGUUUACAUUAACUGUGGAAGAAGAUCAGACAUCUACAUUAUCUGUAGAAGAAAGCGAAAUGUCCUCAGUGACCAUGGAAAAUGCUUGUCCUCUUGCAGAUGUGAUAAAUGCAAGACCAGCUACAUUAACUAUGGAUGGUGCUUCAAUGUCUGACGAGACUGUGGAACAUGCUAAAUCUUCCCAAUUAUCCAUAGAAGAUGCUAAACAAACUGUAGUGACCAUGGAAGGUGCUAAGCCAACUACAGUGGCCAACGAAAAUGCUAUACCAGUUAUGGAAGGUGCUAAAGCAGCUGCAGAGACUAGUGAAGAUACUCGACCAUCUUCAUUAUCCACGGAUGAUCCUGAACCAUCUGUAUUAUCCACGGAUGAUGUGAAGUCCUCUUCUCUGAUCAUGGAAGAUGUUACACCAUCAGUCUUAUCCACAGAAGAAGCUAACCCAUCAGCAUUUCACAGUGAAGGUACUAAUGUGUUUACAAUAACCUCAGAAGACCCUAAAAUGUGUAAAUUAACCAUGGAAGCAGCUAGUCCUUCCCUUUUGCCAGGUCUCCCGAUCAGUCUAGAGAUCUCAGAUCAUAAAGACCCUCAAGAGAUCAGAUUUGGACACUUUGAGAAAGACUCUGUGCAAGUUCCAAGCCAUUCCGUGCCUGAUACUCCAGUAGAUGUGGUCAAAGUUGUCCCCGCUUCAGAACCAGCCCCCGAGAUUGGGCCUCCUCCAUCUGUUCCCGAUGUCAGCACCAGCCACCCUGUGCCCAUGAAACCUAAAAACAAAGGCAAAGCCUAUAAUGAGACUAUUACAUUUCAAGAGAUUCCCAUCUCAGCCAUAGAAAUGGCCAAGGAGCCCGAAAGGCCUGCAGAGCCCGCAGCGCCCUCCAAACCUGCCAUGAUGGAAAAGCAGGCGAUGAAGAACGUGACCGAGCGGCCGGACAGUAGACAUCAGGCGGCUGAGUACAGUCGUGCUCUAGGACCUGGAGACUAUUCACAAGUUGAUGGAUUCCAGGUAGUAGAAGACUUGUCCGAUCUAGGAUGGGACUUCUCACAGCCCGAGAAGCCGAGCAGCACCUAUCAGCCACCGGACAGCAGCUACAUGUACUUCGGUUACCAGCAAGGAAGCGGCUCCCACGACUCUUCUCACAAUUAUGCUGGCAACAACGGGUAUUGGAAUUCUGGCUACCACGGUAAACAAGAUGUACGGUAUGGUAAACCGUCAGGCCAAGUACCCGACUCGGUGACAAAUUGUUACAAUGAGGACGACGAUGAUGACGAUUAUGACUUCGCCUGGGAUAAGGAUCACGUCCAUGAGUUUGGUCACCAUCCUAAGGCGCUCCACGAAAGGACAAAAGAAAGUGGCUUUGUGCAGGCGCACGAGAUCAGCAGCAACUCCCUAAAGGACAAUGUCCCACGAAUGGACAGGAGAGAGCAGCUAGUGAGGGAGCGCUCUGACCUAAAGGAGCGAGGACCACCCAAGAAACGGAGGCAGGAGCUAGAGAGCGACACAGAGAAUGACGCAGAAGCUCUAGAGAGGAGGAGAAUGAAGGCCGAGGCCGGAUCGGUGGAUUCUCCAGCCUCCAAACAGGUGAAGACCGGCUCCAUAUGCCGCAUGGACGACUUCAGGGACCCUCAGCACUGGAAGGACUGCUACAAGAUGGGGAAGAUGCCCACGUACUUCGACCUCAUCGAAGAGAACCUCUAUCUCACUGAGAGGAAGAAGAAUAAGAGUCACCGGGACAUAAAGCGUAUGCAGUGCGAGUGUCCGCUACUCUCUAAGGAGGAGAGGUCUCAGGGAGAGGUGGCCUGCGGGGAAGACUGCCUCAACCGCCUGCUCAUGAUUGAAUGCUCAUCGCGAUGCCCUAAUGGAGACUACUGCUCCAACCGGCGUUUCCAAAGGAAGCAACACGCUGACGUAGAAGUCAUCUUGACCGAUAAGAAGGGCUGGGGGCUGCGAGCCGGCAGAGACCUAAAACCGAACACCUUUGUCCUGGAAUACUGCGGGGAGGUCCUGGACCAUAAGGAAUUCAAAGCCCGCGUCAAGGAGUACGCCCGAAACAAGAACAUCCAUUACUAUUUCAUGGCACUGAAAAAUGAUGAGAUUAUAGACGCAACCCAGAAGGGGAACUGCUCACGCUUCAUGAACCAUAGCUGUGACCCAAACUGUGAGACCCAGAAGUGGACGGUCAAUGGACAGAUCAGAGUCGGCUUCUUCACCACCAGACUGGUUCCAGCUGGGGCCGAGCUAACAUUCGACUACCAGUUCCAGCGAUACGGUAAAGAAGCUCAGAAAUGUUUUUGCGGAUCUGGGAACUGUAGAGGUUACCUCGGCGGAGAGAACCGCGUCAGCGUUCGGGCAGCUGGGGGCAAGAUGAAGAAAGAGAGGUCCCGCAAGAAGGAUUCUGUGGACGGGGAGCUGGAGGCUUUGCUGGAGAAUGGAGAAGGUCUGUCCGACAAAAACCAGGUGCUCAGCUUAUCGCGUCUCAUGGUCCGAAUCGAGACAUUAGAGCAGAAGCUCACCUGCCUGAAACUCAUCCGGAACACACAGUCUCAGUCCUGUCUCAAGUUGUUCCUGGAAUGUCACGGACUGUCACUCCUGUGGAUCUGGAUGGCGGAACUUGGGGACAACCGGGGGAACACAAGUACCAGCAUCAAGCUGCAGCUGGAGAUCAUAAAGACCCUGGAAUUACUUCCAAUCCCGAAUAAGAACAUGCUCGAAGAGAGCAAGAUCCUUCCCAUCAUCCAGCGAUGGGCCCAGACAAAGAUGGCCAUCCCACAGCUGAGCGAAGGUGACGGCUACUCCAGCGAGAACACAUCCCGAGCCCACACCCCGCUCAAUACUCCGUCCAACACACCCGACCCUGCAGCCAAGCUGAGCGUGGAGAUGAUGGAAGGUGACACUCCCAAGAAGCUGGUGCUGCGCAGACUGAAGAUAAUCAGCGAGAACAGCAUGGACAGCGCCGUGUCCGACGCCACCAGCGAGGUCGAGGUGAAGGAAACUCCAGUAAAACCAGAGAUGACACAGACCACUGAUGACCUAAAGGAAAGCCAACAACCUAAAGAAGAGGUGAAAGCAGAAGAGGUGCCGCCACCACCACCACCGCCACCAUCAGAGGAGCCGCCGCACCCAUCCAUCAAAACAGAGGACGAACAAUCACCUGAUGGCAGCAAAGAGCCAGCCGCCGGAUUAGAGGCUUCAGAGACUGAGACCAAGGAGGCCACUGGUGUGAAGGUAGAUGAGACCCCUGCGGUGGAGACCCCGUCCCAGGACGAGGAGGAAGGGGUAUCCGAUGUGGAGAGUGAGCGGAGCCAGGAACAGACAGACAAGAUGCUGGAUAUGAGUGAACUCGCCAACAAGCUGCUGGACGGAUGGAAAGAUCUGAAGGAAGUUUAUCGUAUCCCUAAGAAAACGCCAGUGGAGAAGGAGCACAAUGACCGCUGGAGGGACUCCGCAGGUGGAGGUUACCAAACCCCGACCACCAAGACUCCAGGCAGGGAGAGGGACUCAGAGCGACAGAGCCAGAAGAAGCGCAAGAAAUCCCCAUCUCCACCAUCCUUCUAUGAGCGCAGUGCAAAGAGGGGAGAGGACAGGUACGAUACUCCAGCCUCCUCUAAGAAGAAGGGCCGUCUGCAGGACCGGAACAAGCUGUCCACGGAGGAGCGCAGGAAAUUGUUUGAGCAGGAGGUGGCGCAGAGGGAGGCGCAGAAGCAGCAGCAGCAGAUGCAGAACAUCUGCAUCACCUCCCCUCUCCCAUACGACUCCAUGCCCUAUGGUACCCAGAUUCCCCCACCCUUCAUAAUGUACCCCCAAGGAUACCCCAUCCAGUCCUUCGUUGACCCCACAAACCCUAAUGCCGGUAAAGUCCUGUUGCCUACUCCCCCUCCUCUGGAGUCUGUGAACUCCCCCAACAGCUAUGACCCCUCCCAGGGCAUGGUGGUCAAUCAGGCAAUGCUCACCCCUCAGCCGGUCCCAGUGGUGCAGCAUGUCCCGGCCCCUAUGGACGUCCCCACGCAGCAGUAUGUAGCCCAGCCGGAGCCGAUGGUUCCAUCAGACCCCAAUGUGACUGUGAUGCCGGUACCAGCCCCCAGCACUGUUCCCACUCAAACCUAUGGGGUGUGGGACCCCAACCAGCAAGCAGUGGCGGUGCCGCAGCAUCAGGCACAACCUCAGUACCCUCCAGCCCCUGCGCCCCCUACAGUCUACUACCCAGGACAGGCCUGCCCAGCAGUGUACGGGGUGCCAGCCCCCUACCCGCCGACGGCCCAAUCCAUGGUGCAGAGCUACGCGCAGCCCGGAUUGCAGUACAUGCCAGGUCAGCAGAUCUACGCACCGCACCCGCCAGGAGUCGUCGUUCAGCAGGCCCCUCCUGUGGCGGCCAUUGUGGCACCUGGGCAGCCACCAGCCUUGCAGCAGCCUGAGAUGGGAAUGGCGCCCAACAGCAUCAUGGAGCUGCCGCCUCCUUCUCCACCCAAGCCUAAGACCAUCGUCCUGCCCCCCAGCUGGAAGACGGCCCGGGACCCUGAGGGCAAAAUCUAUUAUUACCAUGUAAUAACCAG